Messenger RNA from Papaver somniferum (opium poppy), 3132 nucleotides. Its product is annotated as protein STRUBBELIG-RECEPTOR FAMILY 2-like. Bases 283 to 2460 code for a protein of 725 amino acids. Gene Ontology annotation, molecular function: protein binding; ATP binding; protein kinase activity. NCBI's taxonomy places the organism in Eukaryota, Viridiplantae, Streptophyta, Magnoliopsida, Ranunculales, Papaveraceae. The transcript has 19 exons. Gene Ontology annotation, biological process: protein phosphorylation. The record is from RefSeq and is a predicted model, not a curated record.
GUCUCACCGUCUCCGUCUCUCUCUCUUUCUCUCCCUCUCCCAACUCUCGAGGUGAAACCCUAGAUUGUAAGUUUCUUUAGUUGAAGAAGUUUCUCGUGUACGACUGGUUUCUUGAAGAACUUCAAGUCUGGUUCAAUUAGAAAACUCAGUUUCUUGAAUUACUGCCUCUGUAAUUCUUAAUAUUGAAGAUGGCUAAACAUUAUCUGUGGGUUUUACUUGGUACAAUUCUCUUCUCGACAAUUCUGAUACUUCAAGCUUCUGCAUUAACUGAUCCAUCUGACGAUGGAUGGAUGGAAACUCAAUGGAGGGGAUCCCUGUGAGGAGUCAUGGAAAGGGAUCUCAUGCUCUGGAUCCUCCGUUAUGUUCAUUAAAAUAAAUGGACUAGAGCUAAAUGGGAGUCUAGGAGGGAAUCUCUUCAGCCUCUUUAAUUUGAAGCAGUUGGAUGUUAGCUGCAAUCACAUAGAGGGAGAAAUUCCUUCAUCUUUACCUCCAAAUGCCACACAUAUAGACUUGUCAUUCAACAAUUUCAAUCAGAAUAUUCCUUUCUCCCUGACGUCAAUGAAAUAUCUGCGGCAUUUGAAUCUAUCUCACAAUUCCUUAUCGGGGCCAGUUGGCAAUGUGUUUAUGGGUCUUCCGAAUCUAAAACAAAUGGAUCUAUCAUAUAGCAACUUCACUGGAGAUCUCCCAAGCUCCUUUGGAAGUUUGACGAAUCUUACUGGAUUAUUCCUACAGAAUAACCAAUUCACAGGAUCAGUAGUCUUUCUAGCUUAUCUCCCACUCACUGAUCUCGACAUUCGAAAUAAUCACUUCAGUGGUGUUAUUCCUAAGCAAUUUGAAAAUAUACCGAAUUUAUGGAUCAGCGAAAAUGCAUUCCAAAUAGGAGCUGACUACCCUCCGUGGAGCUUCCCAACUGACACUAUCCCAACUGAUCAGAAUGUCGAGAACUUCCCGAAAGCUCAGUCAAAUGCAAUUGAGAACUAUCCUGCUCCCAGAGAAGGUAAACAGAAGCAAAAAAAAUUGACUCCUGGAGCAAUAGCAUUUACAGUCGGUGGAGUAGCUCUAGUGGCAACCUGCGCAGCAGCCCUCCUUGCAAUCCAAAUCAAAAUAUCUCAGCUUUGCAAGCUUGAAAACUUGGAGAACAACCAUAACGGAUAUCAUACCCCAGUCAGUACAGCCACGGUAAUAGAAUCUUCCUUUGCUGAAUCAGAAGAGCACCUAAGCUUGAUGAUGGUUGCAUCUCCUCCUGUUCCCCGUCUAAGGCGUGCAGCAUCUGUUCAUUUUAACCAGACAGAAGAUUUUAACAGAAGAAGACAAAGCAGAAAUCAACCAGUUGCUAAAACGCACACUUUCUCAGAGCUACAGUUGGCUACAAACAGCUUCUGCAAAGAUAAUCUUCUAGGAGAGGGCUCCAUUGGUUCUGUCUACAAGGCCCAGCUCACUGAUGGCCAGAUUUUUGCUGCAAGGGUUGUUGAUACAGUAUCAUUAUCUCUUCACGAGGAGGAACAUUUCUUCAAUAUCAUUCAGAAUGUUGCCCCUCUUAGACACCCAAAUAUUGUAACGCUCACUGGCUAUUGUAUGGAAAACGGGAAACAUAUUCUUGUUUGUGAGUAUGUCAAAAAUUGGUCACUUGAGAAUGAGCUUCACUACAAUGACCAACAUCGGCUUCCAUGGCAUGUUCGCUUGAAUAUUGCACUUGGUAUUGCCCGUGCCCUGGAUUACUUACACUCUACAAGUUCCCCUCCUGUUGCUCACAACAACUUGAAGGCUGCAAAUGUCUUGCUUGAUGAUGAAUUCAUGCCUCGUCUAUGUGACUCUGGUCUGGCUGUUUUAAAGCCCUUUACUGGUAAUAAUACUAAGCUUAAGGCCUCUGAACUGGCAAUUAGUUACUUGGGCUAUAGUACUCCAGACAACGGUCCAGGGAGGGUGGAUAACCCGAAGGGUGACAUCUUUGCCUUUGGGGUGAUUCUUUUGGAACUUCUGACCGGAAGGAAACCUUUUGACAGUACAAGAACAAAAAGGGAACAAUAUCUGGUGAGAUGGGCAUCGUAUCGCAUGCACAAGUAUGAAGAUUUGGUAGAGAUGGUUGAUUCCAGAAUUGUCUGUGACUUGUCUUCUAAGGUUCUCUCUCAGUUUGCUGAUAUAGUCACUCUCUGUAUUCAGCCAGAAGCAGGGGUCAGGUCGAGAAUGUCAGAGAUUGUAGAGAGUUUAGUUGGUAUUGUCGGAUGUGCAGAAAUUUACAGGAACUGUCCAUUGUACCCCCGACCGCCUAAAAUUCCAGGGCCACGACCAUCCCCGACUCAGCGGCUAAAACAGGCAGCUGGGACCCAUCGGAAGAAAUCCCAUUUUCCGGGUCUCACUAUAUCUUGGAGCCCACCGCCUGUGCCUGUUAUAAGCAAGGGUGAUCGACUUUUCAAAAAUCACAGACAUCAGCCACGUUUUUGGGCUGGAUCUGGAAGCUGACUCACUGCAGAUUCAAGCCCCACCACUACAUAGGCUGGGUAAUGUUUACAAGUUGAGGCCCAUAGAGGCAGAGGUUUGGGUGUUGAUACGUGGUGAACUCUUGCUCGAUAUUUGAUUAUUUUUUGCUUUCUUUGUAAUCUCGAACUUCAGCUCUUUAUCUUAGCGUUUUUUCAAUUUAAAGUACAAACUUCAAUACGUUUGCUAAUAGUAAUUCGGCGUUUACUGAAAACGAAAUCGCCUAAUGUCCCCUUUGUAAUUCGAACUGUAUAAAUCAAAAUAAGUGAAAUCAAUGUAUUUCUCUUUCGGGGAGGACCAAAUGUUGGUCGAACUUUCAAGCUUGCUCAUUCUCACAAAAUCUCUAGCUCUAUACAAACUGGCUGAUAUUACUUACUACUAAGUAGAUUGGGAUCCUCAUGUUAUUAAGGCAGGAAUUUAAAGUUAGAAAUUCUCAACCCGAGUAAUUUCAAUCCUAACUUACUGGAAUGUGUAUCUAAACAGAAGUUUGACUGAAGAGUUCGUUGGAGUAGAAAAAGAAUUUGAGAAGUUUUAGAAUUUAUUCAAAUUGAGAAAGUCGUUUCCUGGUUUUUUCGGAAUACCUUAUACAAAAGGAACAAAGACCCAACAAUAUAUAUAUAUAUAUUCUUUCCAGUUUACGAGAUAGAAGCCCUGAAA